Messenger RNA from Pteropus alecto (black flying fox), 1437 nucleotides. Its product is annotated as zinc finger protein 418-like. Gene Ontology annotation, biological process: negative regulation of transcription by RNA polymerase II. Gene Ontology annotation, molecular function: DNA-binding transcription repressor activity, RNA polymerase II-specific. The record is from RefSeq and is a predicted model, not a curated record. The coding region runs from base 1 to 1437 and encodes 478 amino acids. The transcript is spliced from 3 exons. Lineage: Eukaryota; Metazoa; Chordata; Mammalia; Chiroptera; Pteropodidae.
AUGACCUCGUGGUUCAAGUGUGCCGGCGCCUUCUGGGGCGCGCCAUUUCAGGGCUUUGGUACGGCCACAAUGGCGGAGGCAGCAGCAGGGACGGGCCCCCCUGAGAACUUUAUGACUUUCGAGGAUGUGUAUCUGAACCUUACCCAAGAGGAGUGGGAGCUACUUAGUGAGGGUCAGAAACGCCUUUACUAUAAAGUGAUGCUGGAUAACUUUCUCCUGGCCUCCUCAGUGGGACUUGCGAUUUCCAGAAGCACUAUGAUUACACAGUCCGAGCCAGUGAGAGGGCCCAGGUUUCCUGACAAUACAAAGAUGAUGUGGGGGAUCUCUUACCCUGGUAAAGUGAAGGCUGAAGGUGCAUCUUGUGAGCAGGGUGUUCCUGUAAGAGUGUCACAGGUGGAUCCUUCUAUCCAAAAGAGCCACCAAUGUGACGUGUGUGACCCAAUCUUGAAAGCCAUUUUGCAUCUGGCUGAGCAGCAAGGAAUAUGCCCUGGGCAGCAAACAUACCCAUGUAAGUCAUGUGGAACAGCCUUCUGGUUCAGUGUAAACCCUGACCAAAUCCCAGGGCAGCAGAUUGGAGAGACAUUCCUUAGAAUGGAAAAGGGCCAGGCCCCGUCUGUUAAGAACGACAUAAGCCACAGGUCAGAGAAUGCUCUCACUUGCCGAGAUGGUGGGGAGGACUUUUUAGCCAGCUCUGGACUUGUCCAGCCUCAUGCCACUCAUGCUGGGGAGAGGCCAUGCAGGAGAGCUGAGAGUGAGGUGACCUUUCACACUGAACAAAAGUGCAGUGAAUGUGAAAAAUUCUUUGGCUGCAGCUCCAGCCUCCAAGUAUACCAGAGAGUUCCCCCAAAAUCAAGGCCUUAUGUGUGUAAUGAAUGUGGGAAGGCCUUUGCUAGAAAAUCCCAGCUUGUUCAGCACCAGAGAAUUCACACUGGAGCAAAACCUUAUGAGUGCAGUGAAUGCCACAAAGCCUUCAGCCGUAAAGACACACUUGUUCAGCACCAGAAAAUUCACACUGGAGAAAGGCCUUAUGUGUGCAACAGAUGUGGAAAAACCUUUAUCCGUAGAGGUGCACUUCUUAAGCACGAAAAAGUCCACACUGGAGAAAAGUCUUAUAAGUGUGAUAGAUGUGGGAAAUUGUUUAGCCACAGUUCCUACGUCAAAAAACCAUACUACUUCUACCAGCAGCCAGAGCCUUAUGCUGUGUGUCGGUUACUCCAGUGUACUCAGUUAUAUAGAAAUUCUCAGGAACGACAAACCACUGUAUCUCCUGUUGCUGAAGUCAGUGUCAGAGUAAAUAAUCUAAAGGUUUUCUGGAUUCCUGUACCUCCCUGGGCUGUUAACUUUAUGGCCAACACUGUACAAGCAGGAACCCCAGAGCAGAGAAAAGAGAUCCUGCAGUCUCUGGUGGGUCUUGUGACCCCACCAGUAUUUGAGUAA